Prunus avium (sweet cherry) is the source of this 978-nucleotide messenger RNA. Lineage: Eukaryota; Viridiplantae; Streptophyta; Magnoliopsida; Rosales; Rosaceae. The record is from RefSeq and is a predicted model, not a curated record.
AUGGACUGUUUGGCAACUGUUUUUGCAAAGGUCGGUAUGGAGUCACUGCUCCUGAAUAUCCCUUUUGUGUGCAAGUCAUGGUACAAAGCGAGUCUCAGUCCUUGCUGCUGGCUAAGUCUCGACUUCACGGAAAUUUUAACCGAGUACUACUAUGAUUGGAUGAAAAGAUUUGUAGAUGAAUAUACAAUUGAUGAGAUGUUUUUCACUGUCACCGGAUUUAUGAAGCUCGUCAUCCAUCGUAGUAAAGGGCAGGCUACUUUUCUCAAGCUACCUGGAUGCUGUACCCUCGAAGCAUUCAAAUAUGUUGCAGAUGUGUGUCCUGGCCUCAAGGCUUUGUCUUUGCCUAGUGAACUAGUGUUUCUGGAACCCAGCAUGAUAAUAGAACUGAUUCAAAAGUGGGAAAAUUUGGAGUCAUUGUCAUUGAAAGUUGGCAGGUGUCCUGGCCUCAAGGCUUUGUCUUUGCCUAGUGAACUAGUGUUUCUGGAACCCAGCAUGAUAAUAGAACUGAUUCAAAAGUGGGAAAAUUUGGAGUCAUUGUCAUUGAAAGGUCGCAUAAAUAUUGCUGAACUCCUUUCACCGAUCAGCCUUCACUGCAACAACUUUCGUCGUUUAGAUAUACGUGGUGCUUCAGUAGGUGAAGAUGCGGCGUUGUCGAUCGUCAAAUUGGUGCCUAAUAUUGAGCACUUAAGCUUGAGAAGGGCAAGUAUUCCUCGGAGCAGUCUUAUAACAAUCUUACGGGGCUGUAAGAAGCUUGUAUGUUUGGAUGUUAGUGGUUGUAUUGGUUUUGAUGAGGAAGAUGAGGAAAUAUCAAAGCUUGCUUCUCAUAUUUCUAAUUUCAGCUGUCAGGGUUCUAGACCUAGACUCUACUAUGAUUCUGAUUCUGAUUCCAAUGAUUAUUAUGAUUCUGACGAUGAUUAUGACCAUGAUGAGUAUGAUGGCUCUGAUGGGUACUACUAUGGUGGAGGCAAUUCUGAUUGA